This is a messenger RNA of Bursaphelenchus okinawaensis, 335 nucleotides long. The record is from the annotation of a GenBank genome assembly. Lineage: Eukaryota; Metazoa; Nematoda; Chromadorea; Rhabditida; Aphelenchoididae.
AUGGAAUCUCGCACAUCCAACCUUACAGCUGAGAUUGCUCGUCAUGGUGACUAUUCCUUGAGAUGGGGUCGCGCAGCCAUCUACACUAAUGCCAAACAUGUCCCUUCACUGAAACCCACUUUAGUAAGUGAUUUUGGAGUUUUAUUAUAAAAACUUUAAUUAUUUUGAUAAGUUGUCUGUUUUACCAUAUUUGGUGAUUACAGGUACGUCAUCCUCAACAUUUCCUGAUCUCAAACGGCCAGAUUUGUGUCAAAUACCCAGAAGACAGGUACUACAAGAUGUUCGACGACCCGUCCACUUACUUCGACCCCGACUUCAGAUUCCGCCGUGUUUAA